UCGCCCACCUCAAAUGUUAGCUAUAACAAGCCAGACACUCAGUUGACACCCUCAAACUUCGGCAGCAGCCAAGCUGCAUAGGCGACAUGGCUUCCGAUAAAAUAACACAAGAUUUUUCUAAAGACAGAUAAAAGUCUUCCAAGUGUUUUGGAAUGAGAUUUGUGACGUGAUGCGCAACCACGAUGUGUGACAUUUGAAGAACAAUUGAGUUCGGAAGAAAAAUCUUGAUUCCAGUGGAAUCUUAAAAUAUUUUUUUACCACUUGCACACACACCCACCCAACCCCUACACACGCUGCCCAGCCAUGCCCGUGCAAGCCCCACAAUGGACAGAGUUCCUGCUGUGUCCCAUUUGCACUCAGACUUUCGAGGAGACGGUGCGGCGGCCCAUUUCGCUGGGCUGUGGCCACACAGUCUGCAAGAUGUGCCUGAACAAGCUGCACCGCAAGGCCUGCCCCUUCGACCAGACGGCCAUCGCCACUGACAUCGAGCAGCUGCCCGUCAACACAGCCCUGCUGCAGCUGGUGGGGGGACAGGUUCCCAAGAUCCAGCCAGUGGCCCUUAUCACCAGCCCAGAAGACGCGCAGCACUAUGAGGAGGCCAGUCAGUGUGUGGAGGAGCUGGCCCUCUACCUCAAACCCCUCAGCAAUACCAGAGGGGUGGGUCUGAGCAGCACGACCCUGAGUAUGCUGAGUCGACCCAUGCAGAGGAAGCUGGUGACCCUGGUCCACUGUCAGCUGGUGGAGGAGGAGGGCCGGGUGCGGGCCAUGAGGGCAGCAAGGUCUCUGGGGGAGCGCACAGUCACAGAGCUCAUCCUGCAGCACCAAAACCCCCAGCAAUUGUCGUCCAAUUUGUGGGCCGCCGUCCGGGCCAGGGGCUGCCAGUUCUUGGGUCCAGCCAUGCAGGAGGAGGCUCUGAAGCUGGUGCUGCUGGCUCUGGAGGACGGCUCGGCCCUGUCCAGGAAGGUCCUGGUGCUGUUUGUGGUCCAGCGGCUGGAGCCACGCUUCCCCCAGGCCUCCAAAACCAGCAUAGGCCAUGUGGUGCAGCUCCUUUACAGGGCCUCCUGCUUUAAGGUGACCAAGCGCGACGAGGACUCGUCGCUGAUGCAGCUGAAGGAGGAGUUCCGGACGUAUGAGGCACUGCGGCGCGAACACGACUCCCAGAUUGUCCAGAUCGCCAUGGAGGGCGGCCUCCGCAUCGCCCCUGACCAGUGGUCCUCCCUGCUCUACGGGGACCAGUCUCACAAGUCCCACAUGCAGUCCAUCAUCGACAAGUUGCAGACGCCGGCUUCAUUUGCCCAGAGCGUUCAGGAGUUGACCAUCGCCCUGCAGAGGACGGGCGACCCUGCCAACCUUAACCGCCUCCGACCACACCUGGAGCUCCUGGCCAACAUCGACCCGAGCCCCGACGCCCCCCCUCCCACGUGGGAGCAGCUGGAGAAAGGUCUGGUGGCGGUGAAGACUGUAGUCCACGGCCUUGUAGAUUUCAUCCAGAACCACAGCAAAAAGGGAGCCGACCCACAACAGCCCCCCCAGCACAGCAAGUACAAGACUUACAUGUGUCGGGACAUGAAGCAGAAGGGAGGCUGUCCUCGAGGAGCCAGCUGUACCUUCGCCCACUCUCAGGAGGAGCUGGAGAAGUACCGUAAAAUGAACAAGCGUUUGGUAGCUCGCCUCCCUGGCUCAUCUGGCCUGCUGUCGGACGAUGGACUCUCUUUGGACGUGGGGGUGACCCGGAAACCCUCGCCCCUCACCAACGGCUCAGCUGUACCCCCCAUGCCCCAGCUCAUCGCCCGUGGCACCGACCUUGUGACCUACGACCUGUUGCGCAAGCCCAAGAUGGACGGCGGGAGCAACAGCUCCCCGGGAUCGCCCCCUGACUCUCUGGACUCGGGGCCCAAACAAGGGUACCCCCAGCCACCCCAUGCCAUGGGCUACUCCAGGGGGCCAGGAGACCACAUGUCCAUGCCCAAGCAGAUGCCCAGUGGUGUGGUGCCCCGGGGGCCUCAGAUGUACCCGCAGCAGCUACCUGAGAUGUACUACUCUGACUCUCGCCCCCCGCCCUCCUCCUCGCAGUACGACCCCUCGCAGUAUCCCCAAGGUUACCCCUACCAGCAGCCCCCAGUACGCCCCCAGCGCUACAUCCGCAACCCCUCCCCCAGCGAGCCCGCCGGACUCCCCUACCAGGACCCCUACCCUGACUACGGCCCACCCGAUCGCCCUUACCCGGCCCACUCGGGCCCUCCAUUUUCCUACCCUCCCCCAUCCCACUAUGACACCCGGGGCCGUCACGGCCCUUACCCCGGCCCCCCUCCGCCCCAGCCCUACCCCUCGCAGAGGGACGACAUGGUCCGGAUGAGCCCCGCACCCCUGGAAGGGCCCCCUUACCACCAGGAGCAGGCUGCCAGGGAGAGGUAUCCCCCAGAAGGAUUCUACCCACCGGGGGCCCAGCCCCAACCCUUGAGGUCCUACGUCAGAGAGCCGUACGGGCGCUCCUCCCAGCCCAGCCUAGACUACUUGCACCACCGCCGUAAGGAGCUGAUGGCCCAGCUGGAGGAGAGGAAGGUCAUCGCUCCGCCCACCCUCCCCCACACCUUCCCCAGUGACUACCCCCCAGAAUAUGGGGAGGAGAGCUCCAAAGCCUUUGGGAAGUGCAGGGAGCCCGACUACGCGGGCCAGUACUCUCCCUGGUCCUGUGACACCAUCGGCUCCUACAUCGGCACCAAGGACUCAAAGCCCAAAGAUGUCAUGGCGCCCGGGGCCAUGGAGAUGAUGAAUGUGGACGGUAAAGGUAGGCGGGGGGAGCCCUCCAUGGAGGCCCAGGUCAGGCGGGGGACAGAGGUGAAGGACGACGACCCAAUCAUCCCUUUCGGCCCCCAGCCCACUGUGUCACGCUUCGGGGCCAUCUCACGCACCUCCAAGACAGGCUACCAGACGACAGGCCCAAUGCAGGCCUUGGGCUCCACCCAGGGACCCAACCCCAAGCACAUGGCCAUAGCCGCGGAGUACUCCUAUGAGAACCACGGAGGCUGGGGCGGAGCCUCCUACCCCUCCCACCAAACUGUCUCCUCCUCUCAGGGACACUUCAGUGAAAGGCUGCCUAUGCCAACUCAGGACAGAGAGCAGCUGAAGACUGAGCUCCAACAGGUCAACCAGCAGAUCAACCAACAGUCUCAGAUCCACAGCAUGGAGCUCUCCCAGCCAGGUCAGAACCAGGGCCAGCAGGGGGGGAAGUGGCCUGGUCCAGCGGGGGGUUCUGGCAGCGCUGCCCCAGUGUCCAGCGAACAGCUUAGCAUGGAACUCCACCAGGUGGAGAGGGAGAUCGGCAAGAGGACCCGCGAGAUGGACAUGGACAGCCAGGUGGCUCAUGAGGUCCUGUACAAGACGAAGACGGCAGAGAAUGGUCAGCAGGACCACAAGGCCCAGCUGGAGGAGAUUGCUAUGGCCCUGGGUGAGGUGUCGAAUGGCUCCAGCGGUCUAGUUCAGGAUGGCGGUGUGGGCGGAGCUAUGUUGUCACUGACCACUAGGGCGUCAUCGCUUAGCUUGUGUUCUGAACCAGGACCCGGGGGCUCUGAUCUGCAGAAGAACGGUGUGGUCCAUUCCUGCUCCUAGACCAUAUACACUGCGACACACACAACAAACACACACUCAGAGCCUUUGUUCUAAAAGCAUGCACACACAUACUUGUUUUAUUUAGAGGAUGAGCAGUAUCUGCCGUGAUAUGAAUUUUCUUUCUUUUUGUUCUGUGAAUGAGCAUUUUCUUUAUUUUUUAUGACUUUCAUCGCCUAGAAACCAUUUGAUGACAUUUAUUUCUCUUGUGUUUUUUUUUUUACUGGGAUUAUAAAAAAAGACUCAAAGUAGAUGUCAAAAAAAGCAGAUGAUGAUGAUAAUUGUUCAAAGAAGGCUAUCCCUCCUACGUAGAUAUCACAUACCAAGACACGUAGUGCAUCGAAGGGUGGAUUAUUUCUCAAUUCUCCCCCUCUAUUUUUUGUGCCCGUUACCAGGGUAAGCAACUUGCAGGGACCUUAAUUACCCCCAAAGAUGGUUUUAAGGCUGUGAAAUGUAAACGUUCAAUUUCGUAAUCAAUUUAGUAUCGAAUCCUAACUCAAGUUAUGGUCGUUUUGGUCGUAUGUGCUACAUAACUAUCAAAAGUCUUGGUGUUUUACGACGUAGUUAUGUCAGCUGUCAUAAGUAUCAUGUAAGUGUCUGUUUAUAAUGCAUUAUAGCCUGAUAUUUUACAAGGCAAGUCGGUUAAGGACAAAUUCUUAUUUACAAAGACGGCCUAGGAACAGUGGGUUAACUGCCUUGUUCAGGGGCGAAACGACCGAUUUUUACCUCGUCAGCUCGGGGAUUCGAUCUAGCAACCUUUCGGUAACUGGCCCAACGCUCUAACCACUAGACUACCUGCCACCCCGGUAUGACACGUUGUUUCUUUCUGAUGCCUUUGACAGCUAACUAACGGUUAGUCAGUGUAGUAACCGUUCUGUUGGCGUUCAGUAAUAAAGGUGUAACCGCUAGUGUUCAGGAAUACGCCACCCCCAGAAUCGUAAAACGUGUUUGACCAGAUGGGG
Messenger RNA from Oncorhynchus nerka (sockeye salmon), 4568 nucleotides. Its product is annotated as roquin-1-like. The record is from RefSeq and is a predicted model, not a curated record. Gene Ontology annotation, molecular function: double-stranded RNA binding; ubiquitin protein ligase activity; mRNA binding. Gene Ontology annotation, biological process: nuclear-transcribed mRNA catabolic process, deadenylation-dependent decay; ubiquitin-dependent protein catabolic process; protein polyubiquitination. NCBI's taxonomy places the organism in Eukaryota, Metazoa, Chordata, Actinopteri, Salmoniformes, Salmonidae. Gene Ontology annotation, cellular component: cytoplasmic stress granule.